CGCGGUCGUUGCGCUAACAAUAUGACGGAGCUGCCAGUGUCUAUAGAAUGGCCCGCUCCGAUCUCCAAAGUAAACAUUAAUCUCCGUAUAUUUAACAAAUAAGAUAAAAGUUCAUGUAUAUAUGACCGCCAUAUUCAACAAAAUGAGAAAAAUCAAUUAAUGACUGUGAAAGAAACAGUUCCCCUUCGUAACAUCUGGUUGAGGCCGAGGCGAAUGUGUAUUCGUUGCUUAGCCGGACGUGUGCAGGUUUGCACUUUGAUAAUUGAGGAUGAGGGGACUAGUGAACUGGAUACUGUGUUGUUUAGUGGUACUUGUGACUGGGAACGAUGACGCUAAGCGACUGUACUACGAUCUGCUGAAGCGGUCCUACAAUAAACUGAUCCGACCCGUCAGUAACAGCUCCGACAAACUGAUCGUCAAGAUGGGCAUCCGACUGUCCCAGCUCAUAGACAUCGACGAGAAGAACCAAAUAAUGACCACAAACGUUUGGCUCAGACAGGAGUGGUACGAUCAGGGUUUAGUCUGGAAUCCCGUGGAAUACAACGGCAUUAAGACGAUAGAGGUUCCUAUUGGCGACAUCUGGAACCCGGAUGUUGUGCUUUUUAACAACGCUGACGGUAAUUACGAGGUGACGCUGAUGACGAAGGCUAUCCUUCACCCUGACGGUAAGGUGGUGUGGGAGCCACCCGCCAUUUACAAGAGUUCCUGUAUGAUCGACGUGGAGUUUUUCCCCUUUGAUAUCCAGCAGUGCAUCAUGAAGUUCGGAUCGUGGACAUACGACGGGAAUCAGGUAGACCUGGUCCAUCUGUGCGUGUCCGAGAGCACGUCCACGGAAGUCAUCCGUAAGGGCAUCGACUUCCGGGACUUCUACCCCAGUGUAGAGUGGGACAUCCUAGAGGGGUCCGCCCAGAAACACUACAAACGUUACAUCUGCUGUCCGUCGCCAUUUCCGGACAUCACUUUCAAUAUCACAAUGAGAAGGAAGACGUUGUUUCACACGGUCAACUUGAUCAUUCCCUGUGUCUCCAUAUCAUUCCUGACGGUUCUUGUCUUUUAUCUCCCCAGUGACAGCGGCGAGAAAAUUACUCUGUGCAUUUCAAUUUUGCUGUCGUUAACUGUGUUUUUCCUUCUUCUGGCCGACAUAAUUCCGCCGACAUCGAUUGUUGUGCCUCUGAUCGGCAAGUACUUACUGUUCACGAUGAUACUCGUGACUCUCUCUAUUCUUGUGACUGUGAUAGUGCUAAACGUUCACUUCCGGUCGCCGUCAACCCACACGAUGGCGCCAUGGGUCAGAAGAGUGUUUUUAAAUGUUUUGCCGCGCUUAUUAGUAAUGCGGCGACCAAACUUAGAGAAUGAGCACAGUACCGGUAGAGUGAUCAGAACUUGUAAUGGCGUGGAGAUGACGCAAUCAUACAAAGAUAUGAUUCGUCGAAGAGUAGAACAGAGGAAAUUCGAGAAUAGCAAUAUUUUUCAUGACCCUGUAGAAGAAGAACUAAUUAGUGCAACUAAAGAAACGGAACUGAGCGUGCGUCGACGUCAUAAACCAGUUCCCCGGGAGAUCAAAGACGCAGUGGAUAGUGUUUGCUUUAUUGCUGAGCAUCUGAAAAAAGAUGACAAAGAAAAUUCGAUAAAAGAGGACUGGAAAUACGUUGCCAUGGUGCUGGACCGACUCUUUCUGUGGAUAUUUACGAUAGCGUGUGUAGUUGGGACUUUUGGGAUUAUCCUCCAGGCCCCCACCCUGUAUGACGACAGGCAGACCCUGACCCCCCAGGCGCCUGAUGACAGCUGUAUCAAACCCGAGUUUUGAUGUUCGCUUUCAUGUGUGCUGAAACAAGUUAAUAUUAACACAUAUAUAUAAAGCAAGGACAUGAAAAUCUAAACAUUUACAACGACAAACUUUGAUAUAGAUUUUUUAUACUUUAUAUCAGAUUUGUAAGAAUGGCUACGGUUGAAGUGUAUCCUAGAUUUAGAUUUUAUUCAAUUUCUACUGGAACUUUGCAUAGUUCGACAAAAUUUCAAGGCUUUUUAAAACA
Molecule: messenger RNA, 2033 nt
Organism: Magallana angulata
Lineage: Eukaryota; Metazoa; Mollusca; Bivalvia; Ostreida; Ostreidae
Product: acetylcholine receptor subunit alpha-like 1
Exons: 5
Coding region: 269-1807 (512 amino acids)
Biological process (GO): signal transduction; nervous system process; regulation of membrane potential
Cellular component (GO): neuron projection; postsynaptic membrane; synapse
Molecular function (GO): transmembrane signaling receptor activity; acetylcholine-gated monoatomic cation-selective channel activity
Source: RefSeq, a predicted model, not a curated record